GACUUUGAGGCCUCAGCCCUCACCCUCAUAAUCUAUGGAAACUUGAACUAGGGAAUAUUUCACCGGCAAGCACUAACUGGCGACUAAGUGUAAUUUUCAUCUUUUCCUUUUUUUGUCUUUUUUCCCCUCAAUUUAUUCACGUUAGUAGGAAAUUUCAUUCCAUUUAUAACAACAGAAAGUAGAAGUAGGUUACAAAGUGCAACCUUUCUCGGCCUGUUUAGUUACUCAUCAUGACCACUCAAGGAGCCUCUUCCUCUUCCUCUGGUUUCACUCAUUCUUGGAAAUACGAUGUCUUUCUGAAUUUUAGAGGCACAGAUACACGCAACAAUUUCACAGGUCAGUUGUACAACUACUUGACUAAAAAGGGAAUCAAAACCUUUAUGGAUGAUGAGCUUUGUAAAGGACAGGAAAUAUCGCAAUCUCUUCUCACAUCAAUUGAAGGAUCCAGGAUUUCUGUCGUGGUGUUCUCUCAAAAUUAUGCAUCUUCAAAGUGGUGUCUGGAUGAACUUGUGAAAAUUGUUCAAUGUAAAGAAUCAAGGCAUCAACUGGUGUUGCCCAUUUUUUACAAGGUGGAACCUGCAGAUGUCAGAAACCAAAGAGGUAGUUUUGAUGAGGCACUUUCUCGCCAUAAGUGCAAAUUCAAGGAUGAUCUGGACAAAGUUCUAAGAUGGAGAACUGCUCUUACACAUGCAGCAAACUUAUCUGGAUGGACUUUCUCAAAAGGGUCAGAAUUGAAAUUUAUCCAUGAGAUUGUUGAAGAGAUUUCAGCACAUGUAUAUAAACGUACCCAUUUACAUGUUGCUGAACAUGCGGUUGGAAUAGAGUCACAUGUACAAAAUGUGCUCAAGCUUUUAGCUAUUGGGGAAUGGAAUGUCCGCAUGGUAGGAAUAUGGGGAACAGGUGGAAUUGGAAAGACAACAAUUGCUAAAGCGAUAUACAAUUCAAUUGUUCACGAGUUUGAAUUUGGUUGCUUUUUGGCAAAUGUUAGAGAAGAAUCAAUACCAUAUGGAGGUCUAGUAAAUUUACAAAAUAUUGUUCUUUCCAAGAUUCCGGGGGGAAAAGAUGUCAAGGUAACUAAUGUUGAUGAAGGGAUCACUUUGAUAAAGGAAUUGUUGAGUCAUAAAAGGGUCCUCUUAAUUCUUGAUGAUGUGAAUCAAUUGAAUCAGUUGAACAAAUUAGCUGGAGGGCCUGAUUGGUUCGGUUUGCAAAGUAGAGUAAUUAUAACAACAAGAGAUACACAUUUACUGUGUGCUCAUCAAGUAAAUCUGAUAUACGAGGUUAAGAAAUUAUGUUUGAAAGAAGCUUGUGAGCUCUUCAAUAGUUGGAAUGGUCGGUUAGCAAAUAGAGAAUUGGUUGAUUAUGAGAAUUGUUCUGACCAAAUUACUCGCGAAUUGCAGAGUGUAGUACAUUAUGCUCAAGGCUUACCAUUAGCUCUUAGAGUUUUAGGGUCGGUUUUACGAGGUAGAAGUAUAGAUGAAUGGAAUGUUGUAUUAGAUGGUUAUAAAAAAGUUCCUAACAAAGAGAUUCAAGAUAUUCUCAAAAUCAGUUUUGAGGCACUAGAAGAUCCGGUCAAAGAAGUUUUCCUCGACCUUGCAUGUUUCUUGAAAGGUAGAAACAAAGACUAUGUAAUGCAAGCACUGGACGGUUCUGACCUUAACCCCGAGUUUUCCAUUACAGUUCUAGUAGAAAAGGCGCUCAUAAACAUUGAUGAGAACAAGUGUAUUUGGAUGCAUGACUUGAUGGAAGAAAUGGGUAAAGAAAUCAUUCGUCAAGAGUCACCUGGAGAACCUGGUAAACGUAGCAGAUUAUGGUUUCAUGAAGAUGUCUAUGAUGUUCUGACAGAAAAUACUGGAACAAACAAAGUUAAAGGCAUCAUUGUGAAAUUGCCCGAAGCAAGUAAGAUAUCCUUGAAUCCAAAAUGCUUUAAAAAGAUGAAAAGUCUUCAACUUUUUAUAAACAUUAAUGCAAGCUUCUCAGGGGAGGUUCAUUAUCUCCCUAACCAAUUGAGGUUCCUUGAUUGGCCUGGAUGUCCACUACAAUCUUUGCCAUCCAUCUUUAAUCCGAAGAAUCUUGUUUCAUUCAAUAUGCCUGGAAGUCAAAUCUCACGGUUGGGUGGAGGAUUCAAGAGUUUCCACCGUUUGAAAUCUAUGAACUUGGAAGGUUGUAAAUCCUUGACAGAAGUCCCCAACUUCUCUGGCAUGUUCCCAAGCUUAGAGACCCUAUGUCUAAGCUAUUGUAUGAGUUUGGUUGAGCUGCAUCCUUCUGUUGGAUCCCUUGAAAAACUUGUUGACAUAAAUCUUGCAGGAUGCCAUAGCCUCACUAUGUUUCCAAGAAUAGACAACUCAACCUCUUUGCGUUCUAUUGACCUUAGAGGCUGCACACGUCUUGAGCAUUUUCCGGAAAUUGAGGAGAAGGUGGAAUCCUUAACAACAUUGAUUCUCACAAAGACUGGCAUCAAAGAGUUGCCUUCAUCAAUUAAUAAUCUCAUUAGUCUCGAAGUGUUACAUGUCGGAUUUUGUAGCAGCCUUAGGCAGAUUCCACAGAGCAUUUAUGACUUGCAGCAGUUACAGACGUUCUGUUUACAAAAUGGUCCAAAGUUUGUUACCCUUACUAAUACAAUGAACUCUGGAGUGCUUCCGACUAAUCCAAAUGUUGCAGAUGACAAAUAUGGCUCUACACCAGAAAGUAAUGAUGAAGCCAGUUUACGGCUUCCAAAUCUACGAAGUUUCAUGGCAGGAGACUGCAAUUUAUCGGACACUGAUUUCCUUGUUAGUCUCGAUUGUGUGUCAACACUAGAAAGAUUAGAUCUCUCUGGAAAUUUUUUUGAAAGUCUUCCUCUAUGCUUUACCAAAUUUGCCAGCUUGACAUAUCUUGACUUGGAUGGUUGCAAAUGGCUGCGAGAAAUUCCAGAACUUCCACCAAACGUGGAAAGUUUACAUGCGAGAAAUUGCAGUUCAUUGAAAAGAAUUGCAAAUCUGUCAAACAUUUUGGAACAAAAAGGGUCAAAAAUGAUUAACCAUAUGAACUUGACAAAUUGUUGGAGACUGCGUGAUCGUCUGGCUCAGGACGUCAAGAAGAUGAAUAGUACUUUAUUGAUCAAUGAGGUCACUCUCUUCUCCCUCUGUCUCUCUUCUCUACAAUCUGAGUUCCAGGUUGUAUUUCCAGCAAGUGAUGUUCCAGAGUGGUUUAGCUGUCAAAUGGAUUUCACUGCAGGGUUUCCCUUUUAUGAAUUUUCUUUUGACAUCGUUCCACAUUUGCAAUUAGAGAACACAGGACUGGCCAUCUGUGUUGCUCUUGAAAAGCCACAAUCUAAUUACCGUUAUCAGUGCGACUUCGAGGUCCAUUUUUCUUUCAAUCAUCAUCGUCCUUGGCCUGAUAGAGUCCUCGGAGAAAUUGAUGCAACAGAGCCGGCUCAUGUGUUCAUGUAUUAUUACCCCUUCUCUAAAAUUCCGCCAUUUCUUCGUUUAAUUCCUCCGCCUGUUACAUUUCAAGUUACAAUCGUAUGUCGUCUCGCGGAUGAUGGGGACGACCCUCCUAUCAAAAGCUGCGGGGUACAUCUUGUAAUGCCACCAAAUGAGGACGUCUCCAUAAAGAUUUCCAAGUCACAGAAGCUCCCGCCCGAAGAGACUCUUGACCUGAAGACUAGGAGAACGGACAAGGUUGAAGAUGACUACAAGCUUUCUGAAGACGAUGAAGAUGAUGAAGAACCCCUUUAGAGUCACUCGAUGAACUCGAAGAUCCUACUCCUACUGGAAUUAAUUUCUCAAGUUUAUUUAGUAUUUUAUAAACCUAUUUUCGUAGUAAUGCUUGCUGUCUUUCCUUUUUUUUCUUACCAUGUCUUAAAAAAAAAAAAAAAUCAGGUUUACAGACAUUUGUUUUCAACUAUUGUUAUAAAGUAUAAACACA
Molecule: messenger RNA, 3906 nt
Organism: Rosa chinensis
Lineage: Eukaryota; Viridiplantae; Streptophyta; Magnoliopsida; Rosales; Rosaceae
Product: TMV resistance protein N-like
Exons: 4
Coding region: 231-3716 (1161 amino acids)
Biological process (GO): signal transduction; defense response
Molecular function (GO): ADP binding
Source: RefSeq, a predicted model, not a curated record